This is a messenger RNA of Botrytis sinoallii, 1335 nucleotides long. RefSeq lists its product as uncharacterized. The record is from RefSeq and is a predicted model, not a curated record. Gene Ontology annotation, molecular function: transmembrane transporter activity. The transcript is spliced from 5 exons. Lineage: Eukaryota; Fungi; Ascomycota; Leotiomycetes; Helotiales; Sclerotiniaceae. Bases 1 to 1335 code for a protein of 444 amino acids. Gene Ontology annotation, biological process: transmembrane transport.
AUGGGCAUUCUCAUUUCCGGACUAGCCCCAAGUUCUGUGAUUUUUAUCAUUGGGCGGGCAAUAACAGGUCUCGGCUUCUCUGGAAUUAGCCAAGCUGAUCAUGAGGUUUCUAGUAUUAUUGCCAUGUCAAGACCACUGAGACAGCGGCCAACUUACAUCGGGCUCAUCAGUGCAAGCGAUUUCUUUGCGACUGCUGUCGCUCCACUUCUCGGCGGAGCAUUUACUUCCAGUUUAUCAUGGAGAUGGUGUUUCUAUAUCAAUAUCCCGAUUGCUGCUGCUCCGACAGCAGUUUUAUUGUUCUUCUUGAAGCUGCCAACUCAAGUAGCCACACGCCAUAUGAGCCAGAGAUCUAGAGAAAAGCUUUGCGAGCUUGACUCUCUAGAAUUCACUUUCUUCGCACCUGCUGUUCUUUUCUUGCUGCUGGCGGUUCUGCUUAUGCUUGGACAAGAAAAGGCCAUGCUGCCCCCAUACAUCAUUAUGAAAGGCACCAUUGCAGUGGCAUCAAUAUACAGUCUUUCCCUUUCAGCUUCUCGUGCUAUCGCCGAGUACUAUGUAAGUGAAAAUGACUUUUCAUGUCAAUUGAGGACUAAUUCGCUCGCUAGCUUCCAAUAUGGUUCCAGGCCAGUUCGAGGCGCUUCACCACUUCAAUCGGGGGUCAACACGUUACCUCUCGUAAUAUCGGUACUUAUCUUCGCAGUCCUCUCUGGUCUAAUCACAUCUUACACAGGAUCCUAUAAGCUGAUUAUGGUUCCUCCCAGUCUGUGCGUGCUUACAGGAGUGGCAUUAAUGACAAAUCUCACAAUUACCUCGCCGAGCCGAUUAUGGAUCCCAUCACUCGUACUGCUCGAAAUCGGGACCGUUAGUGGUAUAUCUGCUCCGUUCAUAGCAGCUCAGACAAUCUUGGACCCGAGUGACAUGUCAAUCGGCAUGGCUAUCAUGACCUUUUCCCAAGAUAUCGGAGAAGCAUUGUUUAUCAGUAUUGCGCAAGCGAUAUUGUUAAAUCGACUAGUUAAUAACUUAAACGAAACAGUACUGUUGUUAAAUCCCUCGGAUAUUGUUCAGCUUGGUGCCACAAACAUCUACGGCGCUAUUCCUUCGCAAGACUUGAAAGACGUUAAGAUAGCUUAUAACCAAGCUGUCAAGAGUGCAAUGUACGUAUCUGUGUCUUUGGUCGCAUGCAUGAUUUUAGUCGAUAUGUGUGAUAAUAUAAUAAAACUCCAUGUUGAACACCCAAAAGCUGUCGCUAGAAAUCCACUUCUAAAAUUCGUAACCCUCAGGAUACUAUCCCAAAUCGCUCCUCCUUAUUUACUAACCACAAAUCCAAUUAAUACAUAA